Rhizopus microsporus ATCC 52813 is the source of this 864-nucleotide messenger RNA. RefSeq lists its product as uncharacterized. The record is from RefSeq and is a predicted model, not a curated record. The transcript is spliced from 10 exons. NCBI's taxonomy places the organism in Eukaryota, Fungi, Mucoromycota, Mucoromycetes, Mucorales, Rhizopodaceae. Bases 1 to 864 code for a protein of 287 amino acids.
AUGAAGACAGCCUUUGCAUUAGGUCUAUUAUUCUAUUCAAGUGCCUUUGCCUUGCAGAAUUACUGUAAUUCGGGUUAUAAGCCGAUCGGAGACAAGUCUUUGGUACUUGAUUUAUCCAAACUAAACCAAGAAUUUACACUCUAUCAGAAUACAAGUACACCCCCUUCAACCCGAUCAGUCAUCACUCAGAUAAAUAUGUGUGAUGCUCUUCCAAUUUCUAAAGAAAGCCAAUUUCAAUGCAAAAAGGGGACAUACAUUUGUCAAAAGGUUGUUUAUAAUCAAGAUAACAAAGACUUUGUAGCCGAAGUACACACCAUUGCUGGCGAUUUUGAAAAAUCAAAGCUUGAUGCCGAGUUUAAACCCGUAAAAUCUGAAGCAGACAGUACAAAGAAUGGAUACCAAUAUUCCUUGGCUUUAUCUGGUGGUGAUAAUGGUCAGAGCGCGCUUAUCACAUUAGAAUGUGAUACAUCUCAAUCUCGUGAGGAUAAGCCUACAGAACCAACUAUUGUCUCUUUCCAUAAUAACGUAUUGACACUUCAAUGGAAAACCGUAUUUGCAUGCGCUACAGAACCUCAGGAAAAGAAACCUGAUGAUGGUGGUCAUCAAGGAGGAAAUGAAGAACCAAAGAAGGAAGGCAUGUCUGGUAUUCGCAUCUUCUUUACAAUUAUAUUUGUCUUGCUUGCUGUUUACUUUAUUGGUGGUGCGUUCUACAACUAUAGAGUGUAUAAUGCCCGAGGCUUGGAUCUUAUUCCUCAUAGAGAGUUCUGGCUUGAUCUACCUUAUCUUAUUAGGGACUUGAUCGCACAUAUCAUUGAUUCCAUCAUGUCUCGUCGUCGUGGAGGUGGAGGCUAUGUUGCUGUAUAA